Molecule: messenger RNA, 1617 nt
Organism: Neltuma alba
Lineage: Eukaryota; Viridiplantae; Streptophyta; Magnoliopsida; Fabales; Fabaceae
Product: transcription factor E2FC
Exons: 14
Coding region: 21-1271 (416 amino acids)
Biological process (GO): regulation of transcription by RNA polymerase II
Cellular component (GO): RNA polymerase II transcription regulator complex
Molecular function (GO): protein dimerization activity; DNA-binding transcription factor activity, RNA polymerase II-specific; RNA polymerase II cis-regulatory region sequence-specific DNA binding
Source: RefSeq, a predicted model, not a curated record
CACUCUCUCUUUCAAUCCGCAUGUCGACUUCCAGUCAGGAUCAAACCCCUCGCCAUCACCUCUCUCAAUUCCAAUUCCAUCUUCUCCACUCUCAUUCUCAAUUUCAUCAUGAUCGCACUUUCACUUCUCAGCCUUUCUCUUCCUUCGCUUCUGACGAUGCCCAUUCUGCUUUUGCAAAGCUUGCCUUGAGUCAAAGAUAUGAAGUUGAUAAUUCCAGGCCUCAAACGAGUAGUACUGAAGUAGCUCCAAAUCAGAGCAAUAUCGUUAAUCUUUCUCCACUCAAAACUGAGCCAUCCAUUAGUGGAAAGCAUCAUGGUAAAUCAAAAGUUUCAAGAAAUGAAAAAUCAGGGAAUCAAAGAUCAAAUUCUGAGUCUUCUAAUUCAACUUCGGUUAAUUGCCGUUAUGAUAGUUCCUUAGGACUUUUAACCAAGAAAUUUGUCAGUUUAAUUCAGGAGGCUAAGGAUGGUACCCUAGAUUUAAAUAAAACCGCUGAAAUCUUGGAGGUCCAGAAAAGGAGAAUUUAUGAUAUUACAAAUGUUCUUGAAGGAAUAGGAUUGAUAGAAAAGACAUCAAAGAACCAUAUACGGUGGAAGGGAAAUGAUGGAUUGGGGCCUGGCGAACUGGAUGAUCAAGUUACUACAUUAAAGUCUGAAGUUGAAAAUCUGUAUUCUGAGGAAUGCCAACUUGAUGAUAUUAUAAGGAAAAAGCAAGAGCUCCUUAGAACUUUCGAGGAAAAAGAAAACCAUCAAAAGUACCUUUUCUUGACUGAGGAAGAUAUUCUUAGCCUUCCAUGCUUCCAGGAUCAAACACUCAUUGCCAUCAAGGCUCCCCAAGCUAGUUUCAUUGAAAUCCCUGAUCCUGAUGAGGAUAAUGACUUCAGGCAAAGGCAGUAUAAAAUGAUCGUUAGAAGCACCACGGGACCAAUAGACUUGUACCUCUUGAGCAAACACAACGCCAAGGACGAGGAUGUUAGCGUCAACCAGGUUACGUCUACAGAUCCUUCACAGAACGGUGACCAGUGUGGAUUGAAGAGUGCGGGAUUACGUUUAGAAAGCCAAGAUGCCCAGAAAAAUCCUCCUCAAAGUUUUAACGCACUGGACUUGGAGCCACCUGGCAUUCAGAAAAUUACACCAAUGGAUUUUGAUAUCGAAGAUGACUACUGGUUCCAAUCAGAUCAUGGAGUGACCCUGACGGAUUUGUGGGCGAAUGAGGAAUUAGUUCACAUAGAUGAGGUCCUCCAAGACGAUUACUUGAAUGGUGCCUUCACUUAAACACCAGCUUGCCGGACAGAUGGGGUCAAUUGGUAAACGAGACACAGGAUGUUAGGUGCUGCAGAUGAAGACAAUGGCAAUGUACAUAGACAGAUCAAGAUAAGCGAAUAGAUAGACGAAGUCACAGAACUGUAAAUUAUAGCAUUUUUAUGACAGUUCAGAUUGUGGCUUCUGGUGCAGUGAAUGAGAUGAGCAAGUGUUAGCUGCGGAUAUUUACCAUUGUUGUAAUCAACACUAAUUUCCACUCCAAGGGAACCCCACUGUGGGUUAAGGUUUUGCAGAUUCCAGGUUUGUGGAGCUUCAGCAUUAAAUAAAUUAAUUAACUGCACUUUCAUUUGACCUUAAA